Oppiella nova is the source of this 243-nucleotide messenger RNA. The record is from the annotation of a GenBank genome assembly. Lineage: Eukaryota; Metazoa; Arthropoda; Arachnida; Sarcoptiformes; Oppiidae.
GAUCCCUGUGUCAUCUCAUCGCAGGCAGAACUCGAAGAAGCAAUUCGUUUAUAUGAAGUGAAUAAAGAUUCCGAAAUCACAAUUCAUGUGUUUGCAAGUGUGCCACAAGUGCCGGGACUUCCCUGUCCUGGGGAAGACAAGAGUAUAUACCGAAGAGGGGCCCGAAGAUGGAGAAAACAUUAUAGACUUAACGGACAUAUAUUUCAGGCCAAACGAUUCAAUCGAGUGAGUUGUCGCACAUAA